AUGCUCAGUGCAUUGGUAGCUCAUACCAUUGUCCCUUUUCCAACUACAACCAAGGUCGAGGUGUGUCCGAGCGCAUCUGAUGCCGACGAGUUAGACUUGCAGCCUUUUCAAUACGCCAAACAGCUCGAGUUGGCAAGGCUGCCUUGUUUUAGCGAUGUCUCUGCAACACGACGGCAAGACCUAUGCUUGGGGAGGGUCGAGCAGUGUAAUGUCAUAUUUGAGUUUGAGAGCGCCAGCAAUCCAUCUUCAAAAUCCAUCAAGACCCUUGCGCUCAAAGAACUACAAGACCAUGUCAAGAUUGAUGGCUUCUGUAUCCAAGAGCCCAUGUGGCAGCUGGUGGCCGACAUGUUGCCAAGAAUGUCUUCCAACCCGUGUUGCGUGUUGCAAAGCGAGAACAGGCCAACUAGAGUGGCCUGGGAUCAAGUUGGGCCUGUUUAUGAGCUCGUUAAUGUCGUCAUGCAGAACAAAUUCUUCUUGGUCACAAGCAUGGCUGAAUCCUACAUUGAUGCCGAAGUCCUUGAAGUUCUCGGCUCCAUCUUCAGUGGUCUAUGCCGUCCUUUGAAAGACGAAUACAAAGACACCAUGAUGCGGGUCUUGAUACCUUUGUACAAGUCCCCUUUGGGCAAAUACCGUGCUUGGCUCGUAUACUGCAUUACCCACUUACUAGCAAAGGAUCAUCCUCUUGCACAAACGUUGCAACACGUGUAUUUCAUUUUUGGAGGGAUGAAAAAUUCUGUGGCCGUGCCUCUACGGAGCAAGAUUCAUGACCUGAUGGAGUUCUUUAUGAGUACGAGUCCGCAGCUGUUUGACGACUGCCGGUAUAGCUACGCAGAAGAAUGCGGCGAAGUAGUUGCCCAGGAGGCGAAGCGGGAAAAGAGGUAG
Metarhizium acridum CQMa 102 is the source of this 882-nucleotide messenger RNA. The record is from RefSeq and is a predicted model, not a curated record. Lineage: Eukaryota; Fungi; Ascomycota; Sordariomycetes; Hypocreales; Clavicipitaceae.